Girardinichthys multiradiatus is the source of this 566-nucleotide messenger RNA. RefSeq names its product relaxin-3-like. The coding region runs from base 1 to 450 and encodes 149 amino acids. Lineage: Eukaryota; Metazoa; Chordata; Actinopteri; Cyprinodontiformes; Goodeidae. Gene Ontology annotation, molecular function: hormone activity. The transcript has 2 exons. The record is from RefSeq and is a predicted model, not a curated record. Gene Ontology annotation, cellular component: extracellular region.
AUGUGGAAAGCAUUGGUAAUUGCUGUGUGUCUGCUUGUGGCUAGGGUUGGGGCUCAGCCUAUGGAGGAUCCAACGUAUAGGGUGAAGCUCUGUGGCCGAGAGUUUAUUCGAGCAGUCAUCUUCACUUGCGGAGGUUCACGUUGGAAACGGUUGCUUAGAAGUCAAGAUGUUUCAGAAGACCCAUUCACUUCCCAUCAGGAUAAGUCUUCUGAGGGCUUGGCCUCCAACUUUGCAAUUGAAAGCCUCCUUCAAAGAAGUCAAGACCUUAGCUUUACACCCAAAAACAACCCUGAAGGAGCGUUCAGCAGGUCCACCCGGUCGUUCAUCACCGAUGAAAUUCUGGAAGCUCUGCGGAAAGCCGACCGCAAAGGCCGGGACGUCGUGGUGGGUCUGUCCAAUGCCUGCUGCAAGUGGGGCUGCAGCAAAAGCGAGAUCAGCUCCCUUUGCUGAGGGUUGAUGAAUGCCAUGUGAAUGCAUGUGGUGGCAAAUGUUGUUUUUACACCAUCCCACAAAUAUGCAUGCAUACACACAGAAAUAUGUUCAUUUAAUUUAACGUGUUUGUCAAG